GGCAACAUGGCGUCCACUGACGUUCACGUCCGAAUAUGUGAACAAGAAAUAUUAAAAUAUGACUUAGAAGUCAAAGCUCUCAUCCAGGAUAUAACUGAAUGCAGAGGUCCUCAGAGCAAUCUGACUGAACUGAACACCAAUGUGAAAACAAGUUUGCACAAUCUACGACUGCGUAUACAAGAUUUGGAGCAGAUGGCGAUGGAGCAAGACAAAGAGACAGACAAGCUGGCCUUGAUCAGUCAGGUAGAAGGACACAGGAAACAGAUGCUGAGCAACCAGACUGCUUGGAGGAAGUCCAACCUGGCAAGCAAAUUGUCAAUCGACAAUACGGAGAAGCAGGCGCUCCUUAAAGGAGGUGAUAGUGGCGCGAGACAGAGGAAGACAACCAAAGAGGGCCUGGCCGAGACAUCCAGUACCAUUACACAGAACUUGAUGAACAUCAGUCGAAUGAUGGCUCAGCAGGUUAACCAGAGCGAGGAGGCGAUGACAACACUAGCUACCUCAUCCCGAACCAUCCAUGAGACCAAUGAUGAAUUUAAGACCAUGACAGGGACCAUCCAGCUGGGGAGGAAACUUAUCACCAAGUACAACCGCAGGGAGCUCACUGAUAAACUGCUCAUCUUUCUUGCACUGGCACUCUUCUUCGCCACGGUGCUUUACAUCCUGAAGAAGAGGAUCUUUCCUUUUUUUUGAGAAUGCUAAAAUGAUUUCAAACAUCCACUAUGAUCUAUUUUUCUGCUUUCUGUUUUAAAUGCAAAAAAAAAACAUUAAUAAAACAAAACCACAUAUUUGGCAUAGAUUAUGUAAACAUUCGUGACAGGCCUCUCAUUGCAUUCCUGCUGUGGGAUUUUCCUGCAAAUAAUAACUUGAUAUGUGUGACACUGACAGAAAGAUAAAGUCCAUUAUCUCUUAUUCUAAUGGGAAUCGUUCUUGCAUAUCACACUCAAAUUAGAGAACCUGUCAUCAAAUACGUGCAGAUUGAUACAAUGAAAUGGCUAAUGCAAGUCCAAUAUAAUAUUUAAAAUAAAUACAAAUAUAAUAGAUAAUAUCAAGUCAAAAUGUAAUAAUGAAAAUUAGUUAUUUUAAUUUUUUUUCCAUUUGUAAAAUGUUACACUACUACUUACGAUGCGUUACUUUUAAUUUACUGUUGCGUCUGACUCUAAUACACCGAUGCCUUCAACAAGAUAAUGUCAGAACAGCUUACAAAUUAAAUUAGCAUCAGAAACUUUUGUUUUUGAAUAUUUUUAUUUCUUCAAUUAAAUAUUAAUUUCAUCAUGGGUAACACUGUUUAAUGAGGCUGGUCCUUCCUUUCUUGCUUCAGUCUUAUAAGACUUUGACUCUCACGGUUCCACUGUAUAUUGCUUAUGUAUUUUAAAGCCAUCCAAAUAUCUUUGUACCUUAGUAGCAUUCAGAAAGGUACACAAUACACCUGUUCAUCACUUUACUUGCGAGCUAUGUGCUUAGCUGUGCCGCCACAAGCACAUAUAUGGCCGAGACAGAACAGCACGCAUCCCUGUCUUUCUUCAGAUAAGACCCGGAAAAGCAAACUAUCCUGCCCGUUUUUUCCCCUCGCCAAUGUGGGUAGAGGGUGAUGGGAGGGGGAUAUUUUUGGUCUGUGUGGAUUUGUUAUCUGACGUUGCCUUUUCAGCACCUCAUAGGAGAGCGUGUCCAGAGGAGCUGCAUGACCUCGCUAUACGUACUAUAGUCGCCUCACAUUGCAUUGUCAUUUUAAUAAAUGCCCGAUUGAUGAUUGAAAUGUGGCAUUCAUAAAUGAGGGAGAGGCGGUGUUCAUUGUUGACUUAGAGUAUCUCACAAAAGUGGGUACACGUCUUGCAUUUCAGUGACUUUUAUUACAUCUUCUCAAGGCACAAUACAGAAAUGAAACCUUGACAGCGUUUAUAGUAACCGUCAGCCAUUAUUGUCUAAAUAGCUGGCAACACAAGUACUGCAUGCCCAAAUUGUGUCCAAAGUAUCAAUAAUGUUAUCUAGAACUUCCUUAAUCCUCUUGGCCAUGAAUGCUCUCUGCCACUUUCCU
Molecule: messenger RNA, 2035 nt
Organism: Doryrhamphus excisus (bluestripe pipefish)
Lineage: Eukaryota; Metazoa; Chordata; Actinopteri; Syngnathiformes; Syngnathidae
Product: vesicle transport protein SEC20-like
Biological process (GO): retrograde vesicle-mediated transport, Golgi to endoplasmic reticulum
Cellular component (GO): endoplasmic reticulum; SNARE complex
Molecular function (GO): SNAP receptor activity
Source: RefSeq, a predicted model, not a curated record